AGGCGUCCCUUCCACCGGCAGAAUAUUGAGGGCUGACCCGGUGUUUGGCUUGGAGCUAGGGGUGGGAUUUCCAGCUCCCUUUUCUGUCAUUGGUUAAUAUUUUAUUCUGUUGACAUGUUUUCUUACUGCUAAUACUUCCGACACCUUCUUUUUCCCCCUAGUCUCGAUCUUGGCCGGAGCUGUUAAAACCACGCCUAUGGAGACUCACAAUUGGUCCAAAAAGCGUAAAAUCAGCAAUCAAGGGGCUUGGUUCAUUAGUGAGAGGAUCAGAGCAGGAAUGACAUGUGAGACAGUCACAGUUUUACAGAGUACAGAGCAAGAUCUAAUCAUUUCAACUUGGUUUUUUGAAUAGCAUGGUUUCCUACGGCAGCUCAUCUUCCUUUUCACAGUAAUUCUAUUUUUUUUAUGCGGCACUGCAAACAAUCGCUGGCUCCUUUGAAGCCGAGACACGAAUUUCCAAAGACGGUCUGAACUGCAGGACAUCAGAGGCGACAUCUGGACUAUCGAGGUUGAUUUUUCGAAUUCCAGAUUCUUGCGUUCACUGCUAUAAGUUUCGAGUUUAUCUUUAAGCUUUCACACCUCCGGUGAAUAAUACGUUGAACGGUACAGUAAUUCUUCCUGGAGUUUUUGGAUGCACCGAUGAGAGAUCCAGCUUUCCCGGGGACUGCCAUGGCAUAUCACCCAUUCCACGCGCCCAGACCGGCUGACUUUCCAAUGUCUGCUUUCCUGGCGGCGGCACAGCCCUCUUUUUUCCCAGCUCUGGCUCUGCCUCCCGGUGCCCUCACCAAACCCAUCCCGGACCCGACGCUGGCCGGAGCAGCCGAGGCCCUGGGUCACCAUCACCAGGCGGCCCACUUAAGAUCACUUAAAAGCCUGGAGCCGGAGGAGGAGGUGGAGGACGACCCAAAAGUCACACUGGAAGCUAAGGAUUUGUGGGACCAGUUUCAUAAACUGGGAACGGAAAUGGUGAUCACCAAGUCUGGAAGGAGAAUGUUCCCUCCAUUCAAAGUUCGGGUAAAUGGCCUCGAUAAAAAGGCCAAAUACAUUUUGUUGAUGGAUAUCGUGGCCGCAGAUGAUUGUCGCUAUAAGUUCCACAAUUCUCGGUGGAUGGUCGCUGGGAAGGCUGACCCCGAGAUGCCCAAAAGGAUGUACAUUCACCCGGAUAGCCCGGCUACUGGAGAGCAGUGGAUGGCUAAGCCCGUUGCAUUUCAUAAACUCAAGCUGACCAACAACAUUUCUGACAAGCACGGUUUUACAAUACUUAAUUCUAUGCACAAGUACCAGCCCAGAUUUCAUAUCGUGCGGGCCAACGACAUCCUGAAACUCCCGUACAGCACCUUCAGGACUUACGUGUUUCCCGAGACGGAUUUCAUUGCAGUCACUGCCUAUCAAAACGACAAAAUAACACAGCUAAAAAUUGAUAAUAAUCCGUUCGCAAAAGGGUUUAGAGACACGGGCAAUGGAAGGCGAGAAAAAAGGUUUGGUGAUUCUGCCCCUCACAGGAAGCAGCUGGCCCUGCCUUCAUUGCGCAUGUACGAAGACCAGUGCAAGGCGGACAGAGACGGGGGCGACUCUGACGCCUCCUCCACAGAGCCCCCUGCCGGCAGAGAUCCCAUCCAUUCGCCGCUCGGACCCAUCGCCAGCCCCCUGCGAUUCAACAGAAGUAGUAGAGAUGAAAAGCUCUGCACUGACAGCGAUCAAGAACUUGACAGACAGGAUGAACGUUCAGCCAGUUUGGUCAGCCCUGGUCCUGAACCAUUGUCCCCAGUCAGUCCAAGGUCUGUUGACCGCGUUAAAGAAAGACCUAGCCCUGAGAAAAAGGAUGAAAGCUCUGAUUCAAGAAAAGAAAAUGACUCGAUUUUUGGCAUCAGAAAUCUAGAAAAAGACAAACUGGAGAGUCGACACCGGAAAGAAACAGAGUCGACCAAGAAAGACAUGGAGUCUGGGAGCUUAAGCAGCAGCAAAGAGGGCUUCACCCCUUUAAUGGUCCAGACUGAAAGCCCCUCACAUUUUACUACUGGGCAUUUGCAGAGCCUGACCCUUUCUGGGCUGCAUGGGCAGCAGUUUUUUAACCCUUUAAAUGCCGGACAACCUUUGUUUAUUCACCCAGGACAGUUUGCCAUGGGCCCAGGGGCAUUCUCUGCAAUGGGCAUGGGCCAUUUACUGGCAUCAGUAUCUGGAGCAAGUAGUCUGGAAAAUGGUGCCCUGUCCACACCUCAGGGGGCAGGCGGCACACCAACUCCCUUCCCUUUUCACCUGUCACAGCACAUGCUGGCAUCUCAGGGUAUCCCAAUGCCUACUUUCGGAGGCCUGUUCCCAUAUCCCUAUACGUACAUGGCAGCAGCGGCUGCGGCUGCAUCUGCUCUUCCCACCAGUAGUGCUGGCAGUUCUCUCUCCAGAAAUCCUUUCCUCACUAGCUCUCGACCCAGGCUACGGUUUAACCCCUACCAGAUUCCAGUCUCCAUUCCUCAAAGCACGAACCUCCUCACUACUGGCUUGCCAAACUCCAUGAGCCUGGGCUCCGAGAGUUCAAAAUCUGGAAGCAGGGAAACCAGUCCCAUGCCAGAACAUCAAAGUCAUAAAUCUGGAGGCAGCCAUAGGACCACUUCUCCUAAAACCUCAGUGAAAGAGUCUAUCAAUGAACUACAGAAUAUACAGAGGCUUGUCAGCGGGCUGGAGGGCCACCGGGAAACAUCUCCAGCCAGGGAUUCCCCCAAGUGACCUGUGUUAGAACCUCUCAACUUGCCUUGACAGAUUUAGGGGUCACUAGGAAUUCAUUUGUACAGCACACAAGCGUAACUAUUGCAGCAUGGAUGUCUGGAUGGAUGGAAGAAUGAGGAGCAAAAAGGAGUUAAAAUGUUUUCAGGGAUUGCUACAAAUACCUGAACUACAACACUGUUUUUCAGAUAGUAUAUUAUUGGAAUAAUAUGUAAAAUGGACAUGUGUCGAAUGAAGAUUCAAGGAUUUAUUUUUUAAAAUAAGGCAUUUUAACCUAAAGGACAAAAACCACUGAUGACACUGAAUAAGACAUUGUGGGAAUGUCACGAAUUAACCUUAAAAUAAUAAAGAAUAAUGCAGAAAACUAUAAUAGUGUAAUUUGUUAAAACAGCUCCAUUCUCGGCUCAGGUGCCCAGAUGAGUACAUGCAGACAGUGGUCUAGUUAUUAAUAUGAAUAUUGCUAAUGAAAAAGGACUUUUCCGACUGAGUCUGACAUGAUACGCUCAUCUACCGAGUCCACGAAAUGCUGUUAAGAAGGACAAGGAAGACUCGCAGGAUGGGUUCUAAAACGAAGCGAAUGACGCUGCGAAAGAGGGAGAAGAAAUAAGAAACCUUUACAACAAUCAAAACGAAUUGGUCGUAUAGUCACAUCGGAGGACUGUGCAUCCAACCUCAAAUAUUUAUGUAAUUAAUGCGUAAUUCUGUAAAUAAGUCGAAGAACGGCAGAAUAUGCAAACUGGUUUUAAUUUAUUUAAAGUUGUACAUUGACUUGUACAUAAUAUUUAGAGUUUAACUCAUUGCAUUUAUUAUUUUCAUUUUACAUGAGCAUAUAUUGUAAAUUAAAUCAUAGCGCUUUGUGGUUUGAAAAAAAAAGAAAGGGUUUCUAUAAUAUCUUUUGUUUUUAUUAUUGUAUUUUUGCCCGCAACACUUCAUGGAGUCACCCGUGCCAUCAUGAAAUAGACUUAGUAACGCAGGACACUGCUUGCAGAAUCAUGUAUGACGAGGCAGAAGACGUACAAAUAAAUAGUAGGAAACCUCAGGGUUUUUCACUCCAAGUCUAUGGGGUGCUAUAGAGAAUUUACAUCGAAAACGUGUCUCAGUUAUGCAGUUUAUUCGGGUAAAUUCUUCCUGUUCUACUUCUUUUUUUUUUUUUUAUUUUCUCACACUUUCAAUAAAAAAAAACAAGAUGCUAUA
This is a messenger RNA of Polypterus senegalus (gray bichir), 3912 nucleotides long. RefSeq names its product T-box transcription factor 2b (gene tbx2b). Gene Ontology annotation, cellular component: nucleus. Gene Ontology annotation, molecular function: DNA-binding transcription factor activity, RNA polymerase II-specific; RNA polymerase II cis-regulatory region sequence-specific DNA binding. NCBI's taxonomy places the organism in Eukaryota, Metazoa, Chordata, Cladistia, Polypteriformes, Polypteridae. The coding region runs from base 640 to 2721 and encodes 693 amino acids. Gene Ontology annotation, biological process: cell fate specification; regulation of transcription by RNA polymerase II; positive regulation of DNA-templated transcription. The transcript is spliced from 7 exons. The record is from RefSeq and is a predicted model, not a curated record.